CGUAGGGAGAUUACUUCCUGUGUCAGACAGAGACUGGUGGGCUGACCUAACAACAAUAAUAAAACGCGGAGCCUCACCUAAUUCCUCCUUUCCAUUUGGGGUUUAUUCAGAGAUGUCGGAGUCUCCGGACACCCGGAGCCUUGUUUCCGCCUCCUCACAGCUCAACCUGAUGGAGGUUGGCACGAUCGAUGAUAAAGAGUUUGAUAUUCCCCAGGUGGACACGCCCCCCACGCUGGAGAGCAUCCUCAAUGAGCUGGACGAUGAGGAGGAACCAUUUGUCCUAGAGGACACGUGUGUGAUGAGCACCGACAACAUGGACACUCAUUCCUGUGACACGUCCUCUUUGGCCAGCUCGGAUAGUGGAGACCCCGCUCACCUUAAAAGAAGACGCAGAACGGUGGACGCAAACACGUCAGUGCACGGAUCUGUUCUUCGACGCAGUCUGUUGAAGGGCAUCUCCGCGCAGAUCGUCUCUGCAGCUGAUAAAGUGGAUGCUGGAUUGCCGACCGCUAUAACAGUGUCAGCUGUGAUUGCUGUGGGAACAUCUCAUGGACUGGCCCUGGUUUUUGACACCAACCAGGCUCUACGGCUCUGCCUGGGUACCAAGACGACCGGUGCGGAAUUCGGAGCGGUCUCCGCCCUCAGCAUCAACCAUGAUUGCUCGAGACUUCUCUGCGGGUUUGCCAAAGGACAGAUUACAAUGUGGGAUUUGGCCAACGGGAAACUUUUGAGGACGAUCACUGAUGCCCAUCCUCCUGGAACAGCUAUACUACAUGUGAAGUUCACGGAUGAUCCGACUCUCGCGGUGUGCAACGACAGCGGAGGAUCCGUUUUCGAACUUGCCUUCAGGAGGGUCAUGGGAAUGCGCUCCUGCGACUCUCGCUGUCUCUUCAGCGGCUCUAAAGGAGAGGUCUGCUGUAUCGAGCCGCUCCGCGCCCCCCUAGAUUUCAGGGACCAUCCCAUCACACAAUACUCUCUGCUGGCUAUGGCGUCCCUCACUAAAAUUCUGGUAAUUGGACUGAAGCCCUCCCUCAAAGUCUGGAUGACCUUUCCCUAUCAUCAGUCCGAUCCGGCCAGCGUUCCUCAGCUGGCCUGGCAGUUUGUCGCUGUUCAGAAAGCGGUCAACCCCAUCUUGGCUUUUUGCAAAGGCGACACGGUCCACUUCCUGCUGGUCAAAAAGGAGGAGACGGGGACAAUUCAUGUCAUCAAACAACGACAACUGCACCUGAGCUGUGACAUUAUUAGCCUCUGUUGGAUCAACAGUCGUACACUGGUCCUGGUCGACAGCCAUGAAAAGCUUCAUGUUGUGGACCGGCCCAGUCAGGAGGUGCUGGAGACUCUGGACCUGGAGCAGGUGCAGCUGGUUUACAACAGCAGACAUUUCAAAUCGCUGGCUACUGGAGGCAACGUCUCUCAGGCUCUGGCUUUAGUCGGAGAGAAGGCCUGCUACCAAUCUGUUUCCAGCCAAGGAGGGCAGAUUGUGUAUUUGGGCACCAAGUCGGCUCACAUUAUGACCUUACGAGUUUGGAGAGAGCGCAUCGACUGCCUGCUGAAACAGGAGCAUUUUGUCGAGGCGCUCUCCUUGGCCUGGUCCUUCCACGAAGGGACGGCAAAGGCCGUAGUCGGCCUUUUUGGAGAUCCGGUGAAAAGGAAAUCAGUGGUGGGUGACAAGAUGGUUGAAAUCCUUUUCCAGUUUGCUGAGUACGCCUUAAAGAAGUGUCCAGAACAUGGCAAGAUUCAAGUAAUGGAACAGCAUUUUCAUGACGUGGUUCCAGUCCUCGUGGAUUACUGCCUGCUUUUACAAAGAGCCGACCUGCUGUUUAACCAGCUCUAUUCCCGCCUGUUGGAGAACACGGUUGCUAAAGGGGUUUUCCUGGAGUCCCUGGAGUCGUACAUUGUCGCCGACCGCGUCGGUCACCUCACAACCCCCAUCAUGAAGGACCUCCUGGCUCAUUACCACGGAAACGGUAUGAUGGACAGUCUGGAGAGGUGCAUCGUUCAUCUGGACGUCACCAGCCUUGACAUACAGCAGGUGGUCCAGGUGUGUUGGACCAACCAUCUCUACGAUGCCAUGAUCUACGUUUUCAACAGUGGCAUGAAUGACUAUGUCACACCUAUGGAGAAACUGUUUGCCGUCAUUGGGCCACCACUUAGAGAGGGCAGAAGCCUAACAGAUCACCAGGUGGUGAUGGGAAACAAACUUCUCGUCUAUAUUAGUUGUUGCCUCGCAGGACGUGCAUACCCACUGGGGGACAUCCCAGAAGACCUCGUGGUUCAAGUCAAGAAUCAGGUGUUCGACUUCCUAAUCCGCCUGCACUCAGCCGACUCCACCGACGAAGAGGAGGUGUUUCCGUUUAUUCGUACGCUCCUUCAUUUCGACACCCGUGAGUUCCUGAACGUCCUGGCCAUGACGUUUGAAGACUUUAAGAAUGACAAACAGGCCCUCGAGUACCAGCAGAGGACAGUGGACAUUUUACUACAGGUGAUGGUGGACAACCCGGACUUUACUCCCUCCCAGGUGGGCGGACUCUUCACCUUUUUGGCUCGUCAACUGGCCAAACCGGACAACACGCUUUUUGUGAACAGGAAGCUUUUUGAUCAGGUUUUGGAGUUCCUGUGUUGCCCAGACGAUGAUUCCCGACACACAGAGAGGCAGCAGGUCCUGCUGGAGCUGCUGCAGGUCGGCGGUGUGGUCCAGUUUAAUGAAGAGCGACUGUUGGCCUUAGCCGAAAAGGCUAAGUUCUACCAAAUCUGUGAAUUUCUGUAUGAGAAGAAACAUCUUUAUGACAGGAUCAUUGACUGCUACCUCAGGGACCCCCUCAGAAAGAGGGAGAUCUUCAGCUACGUACACAAUCUGCUGUCUAUGCCCAGCUACAGCGUCGAGGAGAGGCAAAGUGUCAGGGAGAAAGCUCUACAGCACAUGAAGGAUCUGGUGGACAUUGACCCGAGCAAAUCAGCCGAUGUGGUCAUGUUUCACUUUGCCGACAAUGUGCAAGAAAUCAUCGCUGAGCUUAACAAUGAUGAGCUGAUUUUCAAGUUCCUCAGCAGCCUCCUGGAACCAAGGGAGGGACGUCGAUUCCAGAACACUCUGCCUCUGCAGCUUGAGCUCCAUGAGCUUCUACUGGACCUGAUGUGCCGAUUUGCACCCGAGGGGUUACUGAGCUUCCUGCAGAACUCUCAGCACUACAGACUGGAGGAGGCCAUUCAAAUUACGCAGAAGCGUCACCGUAGUGAGGCCACAGCCUAUCUGCUGGAGCAGAAGGGAGACGUUCACGGAGCCUUUUCUGUCCUGUUGGAGAUGUUAAAGGACAGACUGUGUCUCUUCACCGCCGAGGGGGGAACUGGUGGUGGAGCGGAAGGUCAGCGGUGCGGUGGGGAUGAUUUACCGCUGACCAGAGUGAAGGAGUCACUUGAUGACAUCAUCUCCCUGUGUGUACGGAGCUCACACAGCCUGGACGAGGAACAAAGACAGGUUCUUUGGUUUCCACUUCUGGAGGCCAUGAUGGCUUCCCAGAAACUAGUGAAGGAGCCCAACGCCAAACACACCUCUGAGGUUCUGAAGGAGCUGACCAUGAAGGUUCUCAAUAGCAUGAGCAGUUUCAUUCCUUUGCCUGCCAUCAUUCAACGAAUCCUACAGGACCCCGUUUACGGAAAAGGGAAACUAGCAGAAAUCCAGGGCCUGAUUCUGGGAAUGCUGGACACUUUUAACUAUGAACAGACUUUGCUCGAAACAACCACUAAUCUCUUGAACUACGACCUCCACUGGUCCCUGGCUCACCUGCGUGCUACCGUCAUGAGGGGGCUUCACCCACGGCAGGACCACUGUAACAUCUGCCUGCAGCAGUACAAGAGGAGGCAGGACUCAGCCGAGGAAAUCAUCGUGUUCAGCUGUGGCCACCUCUACCACAUCCAGUGUCUGCAGCAGAAGGAAAGCGGUUGCGGCCCCGCUUCGGAGCGACAGCAGCAAUGGAGCUGCUACAAGUGUUCUUCCAGCCACGGUGGGAAGGGAGGAACGUGUAUUGAACUUAAAAGGGGUCGCACCACAUCCCUGGCACAGACUCGUAUUGCUUCUGCGCAGAAGGACAAAGGAGCGGAAUCUCACCGGAAGGUUUUGGUUGAAGCAACACUGGACCCACAGCAGGAACAGGCAUGGGACCAGCUGCGCUGUUUAUAUCGAGGACAGUCCAAGUUGUCCUUACUUACGGAACUCUCCCACUGUUAUAACGAGAAGGCAGGACCUCUGUUCCCAGCCCAAGGAUUAGAUCAAUUCCAGCUGAAGCUCGCGCCGCCGCCCGUGCUGGAGGAUUAACGGCAGCUAGCUUUGCGUCAUUUGCCUGGAUUUAACAUUUCCUUUCUCCUGAUGUCACUGUGAAUUGUCAAUUUCUUUAUUUGUUGAGGCCGAUGUCGUUGAUGUUGCACAAACUGUAUUUGUAUAAAUGUGUUUAUUUUAAAACAAUAUAUAUGUAUACUGGAACCCAUAUGUGGUAAUAUCUUCCUUCCUCUUCUCGAUCCUCUAUCUUUAUGUCUUUAACAACGGACACUUGAACGGGUUGUAGGACCUUUAAGAACCAGCACCAAACCAAAGGCCAGGUACUAGACAUGGAUUGAAUGGUUUAUUCUCAAUUCUUCAUGAUAAUCUCUUCAUAAAACAAGUUUAAAAACUGAUAUAUGUUUAUCUGUUUAGUUAUAAUGAUCUAAAUUAGUAAAUUUACUAGGAAAUGUUUACUAUAAGCAGGUAAGGAUAAGCGAGGCACUAAUGAGUAUGUGUAUUUUAACAGGUAAAUCCUGAGGAAUAGAAUGUUUCCGUUAGAAAUAGCAAUGCCAAAUAUAAAAGCAUUACAGCAAAAGCGCACAUCAGAUUUGCACUCUGGAUUUUACCCAGCCAUGAGACAAACUAAGGUAGCGUGGGAGUUUUUUUCUUUUUUUUUUUUGGUACCUGUUUAACACACCACAGCUCGGCCGCUCAUGGGAUUUGAACCAACGACCCGCCAUGCUAACGCUACAACUACUAACGUAGUCCAUGGGCUGGUUCACUCUUUUUUUGACCUUAAUGUUAUGCCUGUAUCUAUCCUGUCUGCCACCCUUUGGUCCAUAAACAUGCAGCGCCCCCUGCUGGGUGUAUUAUUUUAGUUUAACAGCUUUUUGGUGCCAAUGUGACUUUUUUAGUGAAAAUAAAAUAAA
Molecule: messenger RNA, 5181 nt
Organism: Cynoglossus semilaevis (tongue sole)
Lineage: Eukaryota; Metazoa; Chordata; Actinopteri; Pleuronectiformes; Cynoglossidae
Gene: vps8
Product: VPS8 subunit of CORVET complex
Exons: 45
Coding region: 113-4309 (1398 amino acids)
Biological process (GO): endosomal vesicle fusion; protein targeting to vacuole
Cellular component (GO): CORVET complex; early endosome; HOPS complex
Molecular function (GO): protein binding
Source: RefSeq, a predicted model, not a curated record